Dendronephthya gigantea is the source of this 2691-nucleotide messenger RNA. RefSeq lists its product as uncharacterized. The record is from RefSeq and is a predicted model, not a curated record. The coding region runs from base 105 to 1991 and encodes 628 amino acids. The transcript has 2 exons. NCBI's taxonomy places the organism in Eukaryota, Metazoa, Cnidaria, Anthozoa, Malacalcyonacea, Nephtheidae.
UGUUAAGGUUCGCAGUUUUUGUCGUCUUCGUUGCUUCAAUUGGCUUUGCCCACGAGAGUUCAACAUCUUCGCCAGGAGGUAAAAAUGUUUCAAAUGACUCACGAAUGGAAACUGCUAAUCUGACAAACGCAUCGAUAAACUGCGGAGACGAGAAGAUCAAACUUCGAAUUAAGAAGUCGGACAUCGAGAAUAUUCUUAGAUUGAUGCUUCAGUAUACUACCAAUGUCGUAGAGAUGGAAUUGACAAUCCAUUCCAAGAAUGAAACGCGAUCUUUUCCUAAAUAUAAAUGGUCUUGGGCCAGCGAAAUUGGUCGAACAAUCAUUUCUUUGAUUGCACGACCUUUUAUUAAGAUAUUAGGUGUUCCACCCAGUAGUCUGAACUUUAUUACCUUAAGACGUGGGAUCGAAAAGGUGAAUGUUGCUGUCUUUGAGGAAAUUGAGGGAUGCCUACCAACAGGAAGUGAUGGAUCUGAACUUGUUUUCGACUUUCUCCUACAUCAGCUUUCUCAUUCAGACGACACUCAUGAUUAUAAGUUAUGUCGCCCUCAUGCUGACGAGGACGGUCUCAAACAGUAUAACUGUUGCAGAAUAACUAGUGGGGAGCUUUCCGUUUGUGGUGACGUCGACUACAUUUCGGAUACAAUUGAUGAAGCUGGUAAAUGCAUAACGAUCAUUACAUGCGUCAUUGUUUUUUUUGGUCUCCCAUUAAUUAUUCAAUAUUUGCGUGUUAUGAAUGCGCGUGAUAAGAGAACAGGCGAGAAAAAAAAAUAUGAAAUUAGUGACAGCCCACUAGCACUUAAAACAAUUUUAUAUACUCUCUUUAUUGAAGGACAUGGUGAAGUAAAAUCUUUCGCCAGAAGAUUUUUCUUCCUGCUUACAGCUGCAUUAUUGCAUAUCAUUAGUACUUCAUCCGUCGCUAUUCAAGCAAUUUCUGGGUCUUUAGUUUUUCUCGCGCCAUGGGACAUUUUUUCAAUAGGAAAAGAUGUUGAGGACGAUGAGUAUGACGACUAUAUACUCACCAUCACUUCUCCAUUUAAUGUGAAUCUCUGGUCGAAAUGUUUGACGUUUGAUCAGAGCCAAUCUCGUUGGAAAAAGAUUCUUUGCAUAUGUUUCUUUCCUAUUUUGUUUUGUACUGUUAGCUUUUUGUCUAUACUUUCAUCGGGUUUUGCGGUGUUGGUUGGAACAUUUUAUAUUCUGCCGUAUACUCAAAUCAAAAGUUUUCCUUUGUAUAUAAAUGUUCCCAAACUAUUUGCACCAGCGGUAGCAAUUUGGUGCAUAAACGCCUUUGCUUCUUUCUUGAAUAUGAUGCUGGCGUGGAUGGCUGGUAUUUAUCUUAAUGGACAAUUUUUUAGUCCAUACUUCACGGCAAUCAUGGGUGUUGUUAUUUAUUCACUGAAGCACUGGAGAUGGUCAAUCGAAGCGAAGUAUCUGGUUCUUAAAACGAACAUAUACGAAGUAUGCAAAGAAAUGUGGGAGAAAAAUAAAAAUAAUGAAGCAAAUCCAGAUGAAGAAAUUCAACCUGGGACAUUUGAUUUUAAUAUUAAAGAUGGUAAAGUCCCAAAAGCUCUAUACAAAGAAAUAAGAAAAUUAAACCUGCCCUUUCACAGAUUAUUGUUCCAUUUCUUCGCUAAAAUAUUUAUUGUUGCAAGUUUCUUCGUCGUCGUUCUGGUCAUGAUGUUAUUAGCUCAAAAUUCCAAAAUCUCAGGACCCGUUCAAAUAAUAAGCACGAUUGCAGCAAGCACAUUGCCGUUUAUCUUCGACACCUUAUGGACUGAAGAUACUUUUGAACAAAAGAACGCCUAUAACAUUGAGCAACAGCGAAAUAUCAAAGGACAACUGACUCUAGUAGCGAGAUAUGACACCGAAAUAAGAAUCAGAGUACACGAAAGACGUGUAGAAGACAUCGACAAUAAUACUUGGCGUGACGUUUUUUUUAUUUUUAAUCCGAUUAUGAAAAGAUUUUAUCAAUCUUUGAAUAGUUCAAAUGUGUGAAUAGUCAAAAUCCACAAAUUGAACAGAACAGUGAAAAUCAGGUACUGUUUGAAAAAUUAAAAAUUAGAUCUAGUGCAGAUUGAUUCUUAAUUUUUGCACCCAUUUUUCCCCGUUUGUCACAUAGUUCGCGAUUAAACGUUUUCUUGAUGCAUAAUAAUUAUAUAUAGAAACUACAAUUGUUUUUGAAAGAAGUGGCGGAACGGAGAAAGUUGCAUGGGCAUGCAGUUAGGUAUAUUGUGGGGCCCUCUUUGCUAGUAAUCAUUUUACUCAUACCAUCAUCACGAUGUUUCAUUAUUUAUUUUCUACAUUUAGUGUAGACAACAUACCAGUCUCGCAUGACAGCGGGACAUUAGUUCUUGUCCCUACUUUGUGCGUUGCGCCACUGUUCGCUAUAAAGGACAUAUACAUGCACUAUAUCUAUCUACAUAGUUAUUUUUAACUGCAUGGGUCAAGUCAGUUGUUCAUGUAAUGAUGAAAGCUUUACUAUUCAAUUUUUCUAUAUAGUUACAAUUGCGAAUCACGCUUAAAAGUAACUUACAAUUGCAUGGCUACUUGCGGUUACAAUUUUACAAAAGCCACAUUAAUUACUGUAACUUAUGUAGCUACUAAUAAGUAAAAACAUUUUCAUAUAGCGCAUCAAUAGUAUGAAAUCUAAUGUUAAUUAAACUAUUGAAAUGUCAAAAAACUGCUAAAACCAAAU